CCACCUUAUAUUUCUUCAAGCAUCCCUUUCCUUGGACAUGCAAUCUCAUUUGGAAAAAGUCCCAUUGAAUUUUUGGAAAAAGCUUAUGACAAGUAUGGACCUGUAUUCAGUUUCACUAUGGUUGGCAAGACCUUCACAUACUUACUGGGUAGCGAUGCUGCUGCUCUACUCUUCAAUAGUAAAAAUGAAGAUUUGAAUGCAGAGGAUGUAUACUCUCGGUUAACUACACCAGUUUUUGGCAAGGGAGUUGCUUAUGAUGUUCCUAAUACAGUAUUUUUGGAACAGAAGAAGAUGCUCAAAACUGGGCUAAAUAUUGCCCAGUUUAAACAGCAUGUAUCUGUGAUUGAAGAAGAAACAAAGGAGUAUUUCAAAGCAUGGGGAGAGAGUGGAGAAAAAAACCUGUUUGAAGCCCUUUCAGAACUGAUCAUUUUGACAGCAAGUCAUUGCUUACAUGGGAAAGAAAUAAGAAGCUUACUGAACGAGAAGGUUGCUCAGCUGUACGCUGAUUUGGAUGGGGGUUUUACUCACGCUGCCUGGCUUCUGCCAGGUUGGCUACCUCUGCCAAGCUUCAGACGUCGAGAUCGAGCGCACAAGGAAAUAAAGAAUAUUUUCUACAAGGUUAUCCAGAAGCGUCGAAAGUCUGAGGAAAAGGAAGAUGACAUGCUCCAAACUCUACUUGAUGCUUCAUACAAGGAUGGGCGUCCGCUGACGGACGAUGAAGUUGCGGGAAUGCUUAUUGGGUUGCUGCUGGCGGGGCAGCACACAUCCUCGACCACCAGUGCCUGGCUUGGCUUCUUCAUAGCCAGAGACAAGUCAAUACAGGAACGGUGCUAUGCAGAACAAAAAGCAGUUUGUGGGGAUGACUUGCCACCGUUAACUUACGACCAGCUCAAGGAUCUCAGUUUGCUGGAUCGCUGUCUAAAAGAAACUUUAAGGCUUAGACCUCCUAUAAUGACCAUGAUGAGAAUGGCCAAAACUCCCCAGACUGUUGCUGGAUAUAAUAUUCCCCCCGGCCAUCAGGUCUGUGUCUCUCCCACUGUUAACCACAGACUCAGAGACUCCUGGAAAGAUGCUCUCGACUUCCAGCCUGACCGGUAUCUCCAAGAUAACCCAGCCGCUGGGGAGAAAUUUGCGUAUGUUCCGUUUGGCGCUGGCCGUCAUCGCUGCAUUGGAGAAAACUUUGCUUAUGUUCAGAUUAAGACUAUUUGGUCUACUUUGCUUCGUUUGUAUGAAUUUGAUCUCGUCAAUGACUACUUUCCAACUAUAAAUUAUACAACAAUGAUACACACACCUAAUAAUCCUGUUAUCAGAUAUAAGAGGAGGUCACUGUAAAUUCUGGAGCUAAAACCUUACUUAUUUAAGUUGUGUAAACUAACAGACUUUUGAAUGAAAUUGUGACAAAAUGAGUGGCAAAUGGAAACUGUUGUACCUACUGUUAGGAAUGCAACAAUCUACCAAAUGCAAAGUCUUUGCAUCUGUUUUGUUUGCCCACACCAUUUAAUGCUGCU
Molecule: messenger RNA, 1508 nt
Organism: Phaethon lepturus (White-tailed tropicbird)
Lineage: Eukaryota; Metazoa; Chordata; Aves; Phaethontiformes; Phaethontidae
Product: lanosterol 14-alpha demethylase
Exons: 9
Coding region: 118-1332 (404 amino acids)
Molecular function (GO): oxidoreductase activity, acting on paired donors, with incorporation or reduction of molecular oxygen; heme binding; monooxygenase activity
Source: RefSeq, a predicted model, not a curated record